Bradysia coprophila is the source of this 3321-nucleotide messenger RNA. RefSeq names its product transmembrane and coiled-coil domains protein 2-like. Gene Ontology annotation, cellular component: endomembrane system. The record is from RefSeq and is a predicted model, not a curated record. NCBI's taxonomy places the organism in Eukaryota, Metazoa, Arthropoda, Insecta, Diptera, Sciaridae.
AUUAACACACCGAACUUCAAUCAAUCGCAAUUUACAAUCAAUUUCAAUGUCUACUAAAGUGUCGCGAAAAUAUAAUUUAAGUGGAUCGUGUGUGUGUAUUACAUUGUGAAUAGGAAAUUCAUUCAAUAAAAUUGUAAAAAGUUUGUGCCGCAAAAUUGCAUUUACAAGCAAUAAAAAAAAAUCAACACGAAAUAUAGCCCAUCGUUUAAUCUUUUGUGUGCUUAAUGUAAGUAAAUUAUGUGAUUACCUAGAUGCUAUGAAUACUGAUGGACUUCGUAAAUUCAAUUGAAAUUUCCACUAAUUCGGAUUAUUAUCGACAAAAUACAUCGUUCACGUAAUGUUUAUCAAUGAAUGAAAUCCCAAUAUUAUGGACACAUUACAAGUGUGUUCAUCUUCACUAAAUCCAGGUAGUAAGACUUCGAGCAGAGCUGCAUCACCGUGUCGUUCCGAUCAAAUGUCUAAAGAUCGUGAUAGCGGUGACUCUGCCUCAGGCGGUGGACUUCGAUUUCGAAACCAAAGUCCGUCUUCACAGCGCCGCAGUCGAGAUCGAGAGCGACGUGAAAUGCGGAAAGAUCGUGAUAAUGAUACCAACAAUAUGCUUGUUUCUAGCUCUGACAUGACCACCGACCAUACAGAAUCUUUAGAUGAUUCCCGUUUGAUUGGCAAUGACGAAUCAACGUACCAGUCGUUCAUCAAUGAUGAAGUUGAAGGUCCAGGCGAUGGUACCAAUGAUCGUCACCAUCAACGAUCGAAUAGUUACCAAGCUCUUGAUCGACUAAAUACGAAGAUCGCCUGCACCAAAGAAUCAAUACGGAAAGAACAAACCGCUCGAGACGACAACGUCAAUGAGUACCUGAAAUUGGCUGCGAUUGCAAGUGCCGACAAACAGCAGUUACAGAGAAUCAAAACCGUCUUUGAAAAGAAAAACCAAAAAAGCGCACACACAAUAUCGCAACUACAGAAAAAAUUGGAGAGCUACAGUAAACGGGUGAAGGAUUUACAAAUCCAACAAAAUCAACGAAUGCAAGGUCACCGACAACCGCGAGAAGUAUUACGGGAUGUUGGACAGGGACUGAAAAAUGUUGGAGGCAAUAUUCGUGAUGGUAUCACUGGCUUGGGCGGAUCGGUGAUGUCAAAACCAAGAGAAUUCGCUCAUCUUAUUAAGAAUAAAUUUGGAAGUGCAGACAAUAUAAAUCAAUUAUCGUCAACCUGGUAUACAGAUCCUGAACUUAACUCGUUGAAUCUAUCCAAUCAAAUGGACACAUCGCACGGACAUCACGGCCAUCAUCACCACCAUCAUCAUCAUGGUUCUUCAACGCCAAACAAUACCGGCCUUGCGAACACAGCCGGUUCGGGCAGCAAUCAGGGUGGUGGAAGUGGAAAAUUCAGUAACGAAAAUGACAGUGAAUGUAGCAGUGUGACUAGCGAUAGCAUUCCAGCGGGCUCCGGAAAAAGUCAACCAGGAAUCAAUCAAUAUUCUGCCAUAUUGAAAGCAAUUCUUGCUGAACUACAAGAGAGAAGGGAAGACUGCGACAAGCUCAGAGAAAAGUUAGAACGUUUAGAAGGUGUUCACAAAGAUUUCCAGGAUGUAACGAACGCUCUAGAAGGCGAAAGAUAUCGGGCCGAGCGUUUAGAAGAGCAAAUUAAUGAUUUGACCGAAUUGCACCAAAACGAAAUCGAAAACCUCAAACAAGCCAUGGCUGAUAUGGAGGAAAAAGUUCAAUAUCAAAGUGAUGAGAGAUUGAGAGAUGUAAAUGAAGUGCUAGAGAAUUGUCAAACAAGGAUAUCAAAAAUGGAACACAUGUCCCAGCAACAGUAUGUAACCGUGGAAGGAAUUGAUAAUUCGAAUGCUCGAGCCCUAGUUGUUAAAUUAAUAAACGUAGUUUUAACAGUUUUACAAGUAGUGUUACUGCUGGUAGCUACAGCCGCUGGUAUUAUAAUGCCGUUUUUAAAGACUAGAGUACGUGUUUUAACGACUUUGUUUUUCAUCCUCGUGGCAAUAUUUGUGAUACGACAAUGGCCAGACGUUCGAGACAUAGGAUCACACAUGAUGCGGCAUUUAAAAGAAUCUUUAAUGGUGAAAUAAUAUGAAAAAUUGACCGUAAGAAGUGAAUGUGUAGUGAGUAAAUUACUGUGAGUAAAUCAAUUAUUAUGUUCAUCAAUUUAAUUGUGAUCAACCGAACAAGAACAAUUUAAUGUGUGCAGUCGAUAGCAUUCGUUUUCGGUUUUGUUUAUUUAUUCGAAAAGAUUCAGACGAGAAACUAUUCAUUGGAUCAUUAGAGUUGAAGACAUAAAGACAUAAAGUGAAAUUGUUCUUUAAGUUGUUGCAUUCCUAGAUUUCAUUGUACUCAAAGAAAAGUGUCGCUUCCUGAACUUUGAUGUUUAUAAUCCAUUUUUUUUUUCAAGUAAUUUAUCGAUGAAUAAAUUCUUAUUGAAAUUCCGUUUCGAUUUCUUUCUUCAGUGAAUCACAAGCAGAAAUUUUUUUGCCGCCAGACCCUUGACUUUCAGUCAAGUGAAACAUCGUUUGAAAGUAAAAAUUUUCUUGAAAAGUACAAUUUUCCAGAGCAAACCUAAUGUCUUGUCAGAUGAUGUCAAAUGUCAGAUGUCAGAUGAUGUCAGAUAAUUAUCAGGACCGAAAAUUUCGAUCCAAUUUUCUCUAUCAUCCCAAUUGCGUUACCAAUAAGAACAACAUUGCGUCAUGUUCGUAACGUAUAGUGUAUAUGUUUAGUAUGAAUGGGAGGGACAAGUCCAGUACCUAAGCCUCCAAUGGGCCUGUUUUGCUAUAUACAUAGUAGUAACAUCGAUAUCGCAUUGUGGAUGUGGUAUCAGUAAAAUGAUUUUGUUUGAAAUUAUCGGUGCUGAUAAUUCUUUCUCUGGAACCAUCAACCGAGUCUAUUAAUUCUAUUGAUCAGAGUUCAUCGCCCAUUUCUUUAGCUUGUGUCGAUAACAAUUCUUAUAAUAAAAGUAUGGAAGUAAUUCGAAUUCCAUCCGUUUCCUGUUAAAUUGUUCUUGUUCUGUUAACAGACUAUUCUGUCACCACAUAUAUAUUCAUAGGACUCUUUCUAUUCAACGUUUCAAAACAGAAAACACUUUUUAUAUUUAGUAAAAUUGAAACAGAGAACAUAUUUAUUAGUUGAUUUAGAAUUUGAGAAUUAAUCCGCGUAUAAAAGUUGUUUGCUUAAUUGAAUAUUAUUGCAACAAAAAACCAAUUUGUUAGUAUAUUGUGGGCCUAGCGUUUGAAAGGGAUACCGUAAAUGAUUCGGAUGCAUAAUCGUGACGUAGAAAUAGAUUUUUUUUUGUUUUUUUUUUUGGUUAUUUACA